CGCCCUCUCCUGGGCGACAGCGCACAGGUGAAAGAAAGGAACAGAAACUGGAUCCGCAGGUUUCAGGAUUUGUCUAAGAUCACAAGAACCCGCAAAGGUCUGUGGGAAGUCUCUCCAGCUUUUUUCUUUUUUUUCUUUUUUUUUCUGGAGGGAGGAUCUUUAAACUUCACCGCGUUGUGUUUGGAAAAAUCCGACAGUGUCAACCCCGGGGGGAAGCACAAACUCUGCUCACUGAGGACCGAAACAUCACAAAUCAUCAUCGGUGGAACAACAAAUAAACAACAAGGGAAUAAGUAAACAGUAAACAAGGGCGGACUGAGAGCAGAUAAUGGAGCGAUACGACAACCUGGACCUGGAUCUGGAGUGUGAUGGAGGAGGCGUCGCUCACAAAGCGGCGUUAUUUGGUGGGAUGUUCAAAAGACCCUCUAAGGCUGCAGAACCAUCUGUCCAAGCACAGGACAGUUUAUCAACCAGCGGUGAACUUUCGAAGAGCAACGAUAGUCUGACAGACAGCAGCUCCAAGGAGAAAGGAGGCGUCUUUAAGGGAAUGUUUAAGAAGGCGACCAAAGCUGCCAAAGAGGGCCAGCCUCAGGACACCCUCUCAAUACAAAAUCCUGAACUGUCUGUCAGCAGUGACAGUUUAACAGACAACAAGUCCUCGAAGGAAAAAUCAGGUGUGUUGGGUGGGAUACUGAAACGAUCUCCUAAACCAGGACAUGCCCGGAGGCCUUCGCAGGAUCUUUUGGACAAUGAGUUCACAGCCAGUAAAGACAGUCUGUCUGAAAACACCACAACUAAAGAGACAGGAGGGAUGUUCAGUGGGAUGUUUAAAAAACCAUCAAAGCCUUUUGGAGCAAAGACGCAAUCUCAGGAUGAUUUGUCUGCACCCAGUGAGCUCUCAGGCAGCAGCGACAAUCUUUCUGUGAAUAGCAACACUAAGGAGACAGGAGGGAUGUUCAGUGGGAUGUUUAAAAAAUCCCCAAAGCCGUCCGGAGCAAGGACGCAAUCUCAGGAGGAUUUGUCUGCACCCAGUGAGCUCUCAGGCAGCAGCGACAAUCUUUCUGUGAAUAGCAAUACUAAGGAGACAGGAGGGGUGUUCAGUGGGAUCUUUAAAAAAUCCCCAAAGCCUUUUGGAGCCAGGGCCCAAUCUCAGGAUGAUUUGUCUGAACCCAACGAGCUGUCAGGCAGCAAAGAUAAUCUUUCUGAGAGUAACAACACUAAGGAGAAAGGAGGAAUCUUUAGCGGGGUGUUCAGAAAGAAAGUUGCCAAAUCUCAGUCUCAGGAUGAUCUGUCUGUGGAUACUGAACUCUCUGCCAGCAGUGACAGUCUCAUAGAGAAGUCUUCAAAGAGGGAUAAAGAAAAGACUGAACACUCAGGAGACUCCAGUGAGAAUACUACUGCAGAGAAACCCAAAGCUAAGCAGAACGGUUUCAGUGCGAUGAUGAAGAGCACGUUCUACACUGACAAACAGGAGAAGAACUCUGACUCUGACUGUGAGGAGAUAAUGGACAAUGGAGAGGGCCAGCCCGGUCACAAACAGAGUAAACUUGCUGAGGCCAUGACAAAGCUGAAUCCAUUUCGAUCUGCCAACAAACCUGAGAAGCAGGCAGGCUCAGAUGACGAGGAUCCACCUGCGAGCAGCGAGAAGUCGUCAGGCAGCAAACAGAGCGGCAAGGUUGGAGCCAUGUCCAAACUGAACAUAUUCCGCUCUGGAAAUAAAAGAGACACUGAAGACACAGAGGACGACAAACAAGUGGAAGAGAAGCCGAAAGUGGUCAAAAGCAACAUGAUCCAGCGAGAGAGGAAGGAAAGAAGUGAAACACCACCGGUUCCACCCAGACCAACUGAAGAGGAGAUGAAGGGGACAUCCACAUCUGACAAAGUAAAACCAAGAGGAACUGAGGAUAAUCAGGAUAACGUGACCUCCAGAGAGAAAAAAGCAAUAGCAGCAGAAUCUCCUGUAGUUCCAACCAGACUGACAGAGGAGGAGCUGAGCAGAGCAGCGAAACAUAGUCAGCAAAAGCAGAAGAGCAACCAUCAGAGCGGCAAGGUUGGAGCCAUGUCCAAACUGAACAUAACCCGCUCUGCAAAUAAAAGCCAAUCAGACGAUGAAGGCCUCAAAAAAGAUGAGAACACAACCAAGGUGAAAAAACACAAGCACCAUAAUCCGUUUAUGCUGCGUGCUGCAGCCAAGGCUCCGUCUGAUGAUGAAGGGCUGAAAGAAGAAGAUGAUUCUUCAUCAAAAGAGGAGAAGAAAGAUGAGGAGGGCAAAGACAAAACAGAAGAGACCAAAGUCAAGAAACCUAGGAGACACAAUCCAUUCAUGCCUCGAGGCAAGGCUUCAUCUGAUGAUGAGGGGUUGAAAGAAGAAGAGGAUUCUUCAUCCAAAGAGGAGAAGAAAGAUGAGGAGGGCAAAGACAAAACAGAGACCAAAGUCAAGAAACCUAAGAGACACAAUCCCUUCAUGCCUCGAGUCAAGGGCAGGCAGAAGCCGGACGGAGCUGCAGGCACAGCAGAGAAUGAAGAUGGCAACAGAUCCUUGUUUGACCGGCUGGAAGACUUCCGUAUUGAUCCAGCACAGCCUGAAGAUGGACAGGAUGUGGAGAAUCUUAUGGAUUGGUGGAACACAGUGGAGUCUUGGGAAGACACGCCUCAAGAUGAGGACAUGACAGAAAAAGAAGAGGCCAAGGCGUUUGCUCUGACGGCAGAGAAGGUGCAGAAGGGCAUUCGUGUCUUCAACAAACUGUUCUCUGAGCGUGCUGAGAGCCUCUGGCAGCACGUCAUCGACCUCAACAGCAUCGCUGACGGCCUGGACAAGUUCAGCAAGAACACAAAGAUCGCUCAAAUCACCGGCGGUUCUACCAGCGCCAUCGGUGGCGUGGCCACCAUCACUGGCCUUGCCCUGGCACCGGUCACCUUUGGAGCCUCUUUGAUUGUGACGGCGGUGGGAUUGGGUGUCGCCACGGCGGGCGGUCUCACAUCAGCAGGUGCCGGCAUCUCCAACCAGGUCAACAACUCGAUGGACCGCAAGAAAGUGGAGAAGAUUGUGCAGGAUUAUCAGGAGAAGAUGGUCGACCUCAACAAGUGCCUGACAUUCAUCAAGAAGGGUAUCGAGAACCUGAAGAAGUUCGACCUGAUGAAGAUGAAAGAAAGCGCCUACAACCGCGACUUCCCUGUGCUCAGUAGUAGCUUCUACGAGGACGGCGCCAUGGCAGGAAAGGCAAUCCUCAUCAACGCCAAUGAGAUCAUGCGUGUGGUGCAAAUCGCCAACGUGGCGGGCAGCACAGCAGCCAGAGCGGUCCAGAUCGCGAGCAUGGCCACUGGUGUGCUCACCGGACUCUUCGUAGGCAUGGACAUCUACUUUGUGGCCAAAGACUCCAAAGAGCUCAAGAAAGGGGCCAAGUCAGAGUUUGCUGCCAAAAUCAGGGAGGUCGCUACACAGCUGCACGACGGUCUGGUGGAGCUCAAUGGGAUCCGAGAGGAGCUGCAGUCCACCGCACCAGAAAACAAGGAUGAAGGCAAUGACGCAGCUCCUCUGGACAGUGACAAGAAGGAGAAAGAUGACAAAUAUGACAGUUCAGAUGAAGAUGAGAUCGACCGCAUUAAAAAAGCCAUUAAGAAGGACAUGGAGAGUCGAGAAUAUGUUUGAUAGAAACUGGAACAAAAAGGCCUGAAACUGUGCUUCAGCAUUAAGAUUUUAACAAUAGAAAGAUUCAAGCAUUGUCACUUUCUCAGUUCCCCUACAAAACUCCUCAAGUGUUUUUGAAAGUACCGACUCAAACCUCCAGCAUACUGGGGCAUUAUUAGCAUCUAAGAGGUGGUUGGUGCCACCAACAAAUGGAAAAACUGCAAUCAUUAUUACUAUGUUGAAUGUUCAAAGAGGGGUACUUCACUCUUGAUGCAAUACACUAGUUUCUAAAUCUUCUGGACUUUUCUUUUAAGGGAGCUGACUUCUUGAAUCUAAAACAGCAUUUACACUACUGGGAGGAACUGAGGUUUUGUGGCAGAUUAAGUAUCAGAUCUGCUUCUCUAGGCAAUUGUGCCAACGCCUAAAACUGCCAUGUUGUCUGUAAGAAAAUUGGAUUCAAAGAUUGAAUUAAAUCAUGUUUUUGGUUUGUACAGUUGUAGAUGAAUUAAAGAAACACAAUACUUUUACUGCAGGUGUAGAGAUUGUGAAUACUCUUAGGGAUUAGUGCCUUUAUUCUUUAUGAAGCAUUAGAGAUGAGAGUACGAUGUGACGUGGCAUUGUUGGUUACGUUGUUUUGUUUGGGUGUCAGAGCUGCACAAUCCCUGCUUGAGGUUUUGGAUCUGAUAUAGGAUGUUUAAAAGUCUUGUCUGGCUUGAUGACAUUGGUCUCAUUUGGACGAAUGAUAGUAAUAAGCUUUGUUUUUGAUUGUUUUCAUAAAAGAGCCAAUAAAAUGACUGUUGCACCAACUGUUUUAGUCUUACUAGCUGGUUUCAAACUAGUGAUUCACUAAAUUGGGUUGCACCAUUAAAGCUUAAGGAACGUCUUGGCUACUGAAGACUUUAGUAAGGUGUAAAUUGGCUGUUAAGAAACGUCUGUAGUGCCAAAAACAGGAGUUCACAAGUUCUAACAUAACUUAAAAUGUUAUUUGGUCAUUUAAAAUAAUUAUUAAAGAGCCUUUUUAUCAAGUGUCUGGUCAGAACCAUAUUUCAUAUUAUCUCAGUAUAAACCGGUGCUACAUAAGCAAGUUAACGUCAGCUUUGUCAGUUUGGUUCAGUUAGACGACAGUUACGCCUGGCGCCAGCUACCACAUCUUUUCAUUUAGUAGCAGCUAAUCUCUAUUUGAGAAAUAGUUUUUAUGGAGCAACCUGUUUUAAAUUAGUGAUCUCAGCUCAGUAAAAACUUUGAAGUAGAACCCGAGUGAUUUGGUAUUUUUGAGACCGAUGUGGCGGCUGAUAAUGAAAACAGACCUUUUCUAUGUGGAUUGUGCACAGAUAUGAUUAUGCAAAGGUACUCAGAACGCUGCUUUCUUCAAUAAAUAAAUAACUUUAUUAAAGAAUAUUUAAAUUAAAUAUUUAACAUGUGAUAACAUUAGCGAACUGAUUCAAUGGCCUGGUUCUACUUUGAAGUGCUGGUGCAACCAGCUCCAAACAAAUACAGCGAGGGGAAGAAACAUGAAUACCUGUCUGAGGAAAACUUGUAGAACUAAAUGGACUUCUGCAAGUUGAGAUUGUUUUUUUCAAUCAAGUCUUCUGUCAUUUUUGAUGUUUUAAUGUUUUCCAAUGGUUUUUAAUGGUGUAAAAUUGUCGAUUAUUAGAAAACUGGAGCGACACCAGACUGUAAAAACCAGUCAGGAUUGUGUCCGUCUGUCCUGGAAAGAACCGUUUGCUAUUUCUUUUAUUACUUCGUUGAUCUUUUAAAGCUCUGAUGAUGUCCGCUCCACUAAUGAACUUAAUAUUUAUUUCUCAGUUUCGUUCUGGGUGUUGUUCUUGCGAUGAUACCUUUUUUUUAUGUGCAAUAUGUUGUAGAACUCCAUGUGUAAUAAAUGUAAAAUUGAUAAUUAAAGACCAAGAGAAACA
Messenger RNA from Dicentrarchus labrax (European seabass), 5544 nucleotides. Its product is annotated as eukaryotic translation initiation factor 5B. Lineage: Eukaryota; Metazoa; Chordata; Actinopteri; Moronidae. Gene Ontology annotation, cellular component: extracellular region; membrane. Gene Ontology annotation, biological process: lipid transport; lipoprotein metabolic process. Gene Ontology annotation, molecular function: lipid binding. The coding region runs from base 329 to 3649 and encodes 1106 amino acids. The record is from RefSeq and is a predicted model, not a curated record. The transcript has 39 exons.